UCACUAUAUCAUUGUCACUGCUGUUGUUUGUCGCUAAACACAAUCUAAUAUUCUUUUUAUUAUUGUAAUACUUUAUAGUCAGUUACAGAUUGGUAAAAAAAAAAAAAAAAAAAACUUUCAAGCCAAAAUGGGUAUAAUGGAAAUUAUAAAUUAUUACUAUUACGAUUUGGCUGAUGAACGAUUAAGAGAUUGGUUUUUUAUGAAUAGCAUUUGGUAUCCAUUUACAAUUAUAUUAACCUAUUUAAUAACGGUAUUUAUAUUGGCACCAUAUUAUAUGAAAAAUCGACCAGCCUACAAAUUAAAUACAUACAUUAAAUGUUACAAUUUAUUUCAAAUUAUUUCAAAUGCCUACAUAGCAAUAAAUGUUUCAUUUUGCUAUUCAUUUCGACGUGUUUUUGAUUGUAUUCCAAUUGUUUACAAUAUAGAUUCUUGCAGUAUGACAAUAGUAAAAUGUGGUUAUAUUGGAAUGUGGUUAAAAAUGAUUGAUCUCAGUGAAACAGUAAUUUAUAUAAUUCGAAAGAAAAAUAAUCAGAUUUCAUUUUUACACUUAUACCAUCAUUUAAGUACCUAUUUAUUUGCAGCAAUUUUUCCAAGAUAUUUAAGUGUAGAAAUUUUUGUAUUGUUACCACUUAUAAAUUGUUAUGUUCAUGUGAUAAUGUAUUUUUACUAUUUUCUGAGUAAUUUUGAAGGACCAAUUAAACAAAUGAUCAUUCCAUUCAAACGCUAUUUGACCCUUAUACAAAUGAGUCAACUUAUCAUUGUACUUAUACAAAUCUCAGUUGGUAUCUUUAUAAAAAGAUGCGAGUUGCCAAACAAAAUGGUUGCUGUAAUGUUCUUCAAUAUUAUCUUUAAUUUAUGUUUGUUCUAUCGCUUUUACAAAAAAACUUACAUUGACGUAAAAAAGAAAAAUUAAGAUGUUCUUUUUUUUAUAUUAAUUAAAUUAAAUGAUAAUAAUCAAAAUAAUAAUAAUAUUAAAAGUAUAGAUUAUAUUUAUUAUAGUUUCAAUUUGAUAAAAAAUUAAUUGUAAAUUAAUUAAAAUAAUAAUUAUUACAAUAAUUUA
This is a messenger RNA of Leptopilina boulardi, 1060 nucleotides long. Its product is annotated as elongation of very long chain fatty acids protein 1-like. Lineage: Eukaryota; Metazoa; Arthropoda; Insecta; Hymenoptera; Figitidae. Bases 128 to 913 code for a protein of 261 amino acids. The transcript has 4 exons. The record is from RefSeq and is a predicted model, not a curated record. Gene Ontology annotation, cellular component: endoplasmic reticulum membrane. Gene Ontology annotation, biological process: fatty acid elongation, saturated fatty acid; sphingolipid biosynthetic process; very long-chain fatty acid biosynthetic process. Gene Ontology annotation, molecular function: fatty acid elongase activity.